Coregonus clupeaformis (lake whitefish) is the source of this 3043-nucleotide messenger RNA. RefSeq names its product ceramide transfer protein. Gene Ontology annotation, biological process: ER to Golgi ceramide transport. The record is from RefSeq and is a predicted model, not a curated record. Gene Ontology annotation, molecular function: phosphatidylinositol-4-phosphate binding. Gene Ontology annotation, cellular component: Golgi apparatus. Bases 629 to 2506 code for a protein of 625 amino acids. The transcript is spliced from 18 exons. NCBI's taxonomy places the organism in Eukaryota, Metazoa, Chordata, Actinopteri, Salmoniformes, Salmonidae.
UCACAAAUCGUAGCAAGUGAUUUUGAUAUAGAGAUCAGAUAUUUUGCGCACUUUCUGCAUAGCGGGGAUAAUACCGAACAACCACAGGCGGAGGCAAACAGGUUUGGGUCGUCCCCUUCAUGACAGCGCACUACAGAUUCGCGGGGAAGCUAGUUAGCUAUCGUACUGUUAGUUAUCCGAGUCUGAGGCCGUCUCUGAAAGGAUUUGCCAUAUGUAUUUGAUCGUAGAGGAUAUGGCGCAUUUAAACAUAAGGACUAUUUUGACUGCUGCGUUUUGACUGGAUUGCUAGCCAGCUAACUAGCUUUAGCUAAAUGCAUUGCAUCUAUUUCUAGCUAACUUUAGAUAGCUAACGUUACGUCGUGUUGCUUAUCGAAACACACAGCCCGCAAGAAGUUGUGGAUUUAACGCUACGUUAGUUAGCUAACGUUAGCUAGCCAUGCAAUUAUUGCAUGCCAGAUAGUCUAACUAAGCAAGCCACUCCUGAUUGUCUGUCUCAUGUUUUGCUACAACAUUUGUCCUCUAACCGAUUUGGCAACACUCGCUAGGCCAAGUCUUAUCAAUUUGUGUAUUUUAAUUUGCUCGUGGUAAACGCUAGCCUCUAGGUACAUACCAACAACUUGGUUGUUAAAUGUCGGAGAAGAGUUCGAACUCGUCGGGCUCAGAUGAAGAUGUGGAUCCCGAAUCUGGACAGCCCGUUGAACUCGGUGGCGUCCUAAGCAAGUGGACCAACUACAUUCACGGAUGGCAGGACCGGUGGGUAGUGUUGAAGAACAACACUCUGAGUUACUAUAAGUCAGAGGAUGAGCGGGAGUACGGCUGCAGAGGCUCUCUGUGUCUCAGCAAGGCUAUCAUCACCCCCCAUGAGUUUGACGAGUGUCGUUUUGACAUCAGUGUGAACGACAGUGUGUGGUACCUACGGGCAGAGGAUCCAGAGCACCGGCACCAAUGGAUCGACUCCAUUGAACUACACAAGGCGGAGUCAGGAUAUGGUUCAGAGUCCAGUCUGAGGCGUCAUGGCUCCAUGCUGUCUCUCACCUCUGCUGCCAGUGGCUUCUCUGCCACCUCGACCUCCUCCAAGUUGGACCUGAAGGGCCACAGCCUGCCGGAGAAGCUGGCGGAGAUGGAGACGUUCAGAGACAUCCUCUGCAGACAGGUGGACACGCUGCAGAAGUACUUUGAUGGCUGCGCAGACGGCAUCUCCAAGGAUGAGUUCCAGAGAGACAGAGUGGUGGAGGAGGAUGAAGACGACUUUCCCACGAGCACACGGCCCGAUGGCGACUGCCUUUACAACAACAACGGCAGCAAAGAGAAGCUGUUUCCCCCUGCCAAUCCUAAGGGCAUGAACGGGAUUGACUUUAAGGGCGAGGCCAUCACGUUUAAGGCCACUACAGCUGGAAUCCUGUCCACCCUCUCCCACUGCAUCGAACUCAUGGUGAAGAGAGAGGACAGCUGGCAGAAGAGAAUUGACAAGGAGCUGGAGAAGAGGAGAAGGGUGGAGGAUGCCUAUAAGUCGGCCUUGAGUGAACUGAAGAAGAAAUCUCACUAUGGAGGCCCCGACUACGAGGAGGGUCCUAACAGUCUCAUCAAUGAGGAUGAGUUCUUUGAUGCGGUGGAAGCUGCCCUGGACAGACAAGACAAGAUAGAGGAGCAGUGUCAGUCAGACAAGGUGAGGAUACCCAGACUUACCCCAGUCCCUCCUGGAGACACAUACUCCACCAUCGGAACCCACCGCUUCGCCAAACAGCCCCAUAGCUAUUCUUCCCUGUCCUCCGUUGCACUAGUCAGUGCCUCAGAUGAUGUUCACAGAUUCAGCGUGCAGGUGGAGGAGAUGGUCCAGAAUCACAUGACUUACUCCCUGCAGGACAUGGGUGGAGACGCCAACUGGCAGCUGGUGGUGGAGGAGGGUGAGAUGAAGGUGUACAGGAGAGAGGUGGAGGAGAACGGCAUCGUCCUGGACCCUCUGAAAGCCACCCAUGCAGUGAAGGGUGUGACGGGACACGAGUUGUGCCACUACUUCUGGGACACGGAUGUACGCAACGACUGGGAGACCACCAUUGAAAACUUCAACGUGGUGGAGACGCUCUCAGACAAUGCUGUUAUAGUCUACCAGACACACAAGAGAGUAUGGCCCGCCUCUCAGAGGGACGUCCUCUACCUAUCAGCUAUCAGGAAGAUCCUGGCGACCAAUGAGAAUGACCCAGACACGUGGCUGGUCUGCAACUUCUCUGUGGAUCACGACAACGCCCAGCCCACCAACCGGUGUAUCCGUGCCAAAAUCAACGUGGCCAUGAUCUGCCAGACCCUGGUGAGCCCUCCAGAGGGCAACAAAGAGAUCAGCAGAGACAACGUCCUCUGUAAGAUCACCUACGUGGCCAACGUGAAUCCUGGAGGCUGGGCCCCUGCCUCAGUCCUCAGAGCCGUGGCCAAGAGGGAGUACCCCAAGUUCCUCAAACGCUUCACCGGCUAUGUCCAGGAGAAGACCAGUGGAAAACCCAUCCUCUUUUAAACCUGUACAGGCAGAACACAUUUUGUCCUGAAGAGACAUGGCUACAUUUCCCAUCAUUUAAGGGGCUCCCACAGACUACAUUACCCAUUCAUCUGUCAACCAGAAUGUCUCCACAAACUAUAUUACCCAUGAUUCCACUGUCCAAAAUGUCCCAGAUGAAAUAUCCGUAUCAAAUGAGUAGACUGGUUUAGGGCUUUAUUCUAUCAGUAGUUGCUAGCCACCUGAGCCACAAAAACAACCAACAUCGUCAAGCUGUCCGUGGAUAUGUAUUUGUAUAUAAAUUCAAGAAUUUCUAUGCCGAUUUUUGAAUCACCUGAACCAAUUUUUUGCUUUUUGUAAAUUGUUUUAUACAUUUCCAAUUAUUGCAUUAUUUUUGACUAUACUUUUUUGUUUUCUUUAACCACUGAUUGUUUUCAUGCUGCUAAUUUUACUACAAAAAAAGAAUGAAAGUAGACAGACUGAGAGCAGUGUGUUGAGGCAGAGUAUGGCUAGCCUUCGUCUUGUCCUCUCCUAGUGACGACCUGUCCUGGAGUCUGA